Molecule: messenger RNA, 813 nt
Organism: Rubroshorea leprosula
Lineage: Eukaryota; Viridiplantae; Streptophyta; Magnoliopsida; Malvales; Dipterocarpaceae
Source: the annotation of a GenBank genome assembly
UCCUAAAAAAAAAGCGUAAUCACCAACAGAAACAGAAAAUAACCAAGCACGGCGGAUUCUUUUAGAGGAAAACAGAUUUGGGUCUGAUGGAAGGGCGGGAUCAAGCUUCCAUCAUUUCCUUCACCAUUUCCCCUAAAAGAAAUCCUUUGUUUCAGAAAUGUACCUAAAGCAAAAACCCAGAAAUAUGAUCUCUUCUUCAAUAAGCUCUGAUAGUUCAGCGAUCUUCCUCUUCUUACUGCCGCUUCCAGUAAUACCCCAAUCUCAGACAAAAGAACCUUUUCUUCUCCCAAAUCAUCACUCUCGAACCAGCCAUUCAACACCAGCGACGGAGGCGGAGCUCUCGACAACCAACCUCCCCAAAGAAAACCAGCCGUCCCCUCUUCGAAAUCUCCCUCUAGUGCUCUCAAGAACCAGACAGAGACUCCCAAUACCAGACCCGAAAAUCAACCAAAAAAAAUAAAAAAGAGUACCCCCCAUUUAAACACCGGUUCCUUCCUAUUUAUACCCAAUCAAACAAAACCCUAAACUCCCCUCUUUUCUCCUCAUCCAAACCCUUCAAUUUUUAUUCUUUUUCCUUUCUACCGUUGAUCGGAUGAGGCCAAAAUUGACCCCACAGAACAGCCAAGAAAGCUGGUGCGCUGUUCUUCUGCAGGACAAGGCGCAGAGCAGAUUGCAGAACAGGGGCGCAGCAGCAUGCAGGCUCGGUGCAGGUUGAGUUCCAUCUGCUUUUGAUGGUGACCAACUUAUCUUUGGGGUAAUAAUUCUACAAGAUUGGAUUGAAGAAGAGGUGAGCAAUCAAUGGAAAGCUCUCAA